CAUUGCUCCCUCUCCCUUUCUCUUUUUCUCUCUUUUUCAUUCUCUCACUCCUUCCAUAUCAGAAGCCCGCAGAGUAGAGCAGUGUCCGUGUGGGAUGCGAGAAGCCAAUGAGAUGAGGACCCGAUAAUAGAUGCAAAUUAUCGUGAAAAGACACCGCAAAAUAUGAAACAACUCAUUUGCAGCGGAGUAAAUCACAGAAAACUGUUUGUGAACUGGCACCUCAUACCAGAAUUGUGAUGCAGGAGCACUUCAGUGGAGACGAUUUUAUGGAAUCGGCAUGAUUGUGGCUUCGGCUAUUUAGAUUGGGUGUUUUGAAAUCCAACAUCAGUCCAUAUAUUGCGAACCAGCUUGGGUUCUUUUUUUUUUACCCAAUAACUCUUCAAUUGCCUUCCUCUCGAGCGCUUGAGUCUUGAUAAUCACAAACAACAACAAAACCAACAACAACAAAAGAUGAGUUCAUAUUUUGUCAACUCUCUCUUCUCCAAAUACAAGAGUGGAGACUCUUUACGUCCCAAUUAUUACGAGUGCGGGUUCGCGCAGGACCUUGGGAGUAGACCCACAGUAGUGUAUGGACCAGGCACUGGAGCAACUUUCCAACAUCCCCCUCAAAUCCAGGAAUUUUACCACCACGGAGCGUCCACGCUCUCCAGUGCCCCUUACCAACAGAGUCCCUGCGCCGUAACAUGCCAUGGAGAGCCGGGCAACUUCUACGGGUACGACGCUCUCCAGAGGCAAACCCUUUUUGGACCCCAGGACGCAGAUUUGGUCCAGUACAACGACUGCAAGCUAGCCGCUGGUGGUAUCGGGGAUGAGACGGAGAGCACGGAACAGAGCCCCUCUCCAACGCAGUUAUUCCCGUGGAUGCGACCGCAAUCUGCCGGACGAAGGCGAGGCCGACAGACCUACAGCCGUUACCAGACACUGGAGCUGGAGAAAGAGUUCCUAUUCAAUCCCUACCUGACCCGCAAGCGGCGAAUCGAGGUAUCGCACGCCCUGGGACUGACCGAGAGGCAGGUCAAAAUCUGGUUUCAGAACAGGAGGAUGAAAUGGAAAAAGGAAAACAACAAGGACAAAUUCCCCAGCAGUAAGACAGAGCAGGAAGAGAUCGAGAAGGAGAAACGACAGAAGGAGCAGGGCGCGGGGACACACUCGUCCGGGGAAGACUGCGACAAAGCCAAGCAAAUGUGCAGACAGGAAGCGAGGGCGACAGACGUACACGCGUUACCAGACGCUGGAGCUUGAGAAGGAGUUCCACUUCAAUCGCUACCUGACUCGCCGAAGACGCAUAGAGAUCGCUCACGCGCUGUGUCUCACCGAGAGGCAGAUCAAAAUCUG
Messenger RNA from Salvelinus sp. IW2-2015, 1335 nucleotides. RefSeq names its product homeobox protein Hox-B8a. Gene Ontology annotation, molecular function: DNA-binding transcription factor activity, RNA polymerase II-specific; RNA polymerase II transcription regulatory region sequence-specific DNA binding. Gene Ontology annotation, cellular component: nucleus. The record is from RefSeq and is a predicted model, not a curated record. Lineage: Eukaryota; Metazoa; Chordata; Actinopteri; Salmoniformes; Salmonidae. Gene Ontology annotation, biological process: regulation of transcription by RNA polymerase II.